Molecule: messenger RNA, 1719 nt
Organism: Cladophialophora yegresii CBS 114405
Lineage: Eukaryota; Fungi; Ascomycota; Eurotiomycetes; Chaetothyriales; Herpotrichiellaceae
Product: guanosine-diphosphatase
Exons: 1
Coding region: 1-1719 (572 amino acids)
Biological process (GO): nucleoside diphosphate catabolic process; protein N-linked glycosylation
Cellular component (GO): membrane; Golgi apparatus
Molecular function (GO): GDP phosphatase activity; UDP phosphatase activity
Source: RefSeq, a predicted model, not a curated record
AUGUCCUCUUCACCAAAACCGCUUGACCGAGCUGGCAUCUGGUCGUACGUUCCUUUUACUUCCACACCUCGCCGUCGUUCAAUCGGUAGCGGACUGCCUCGUACCACGACGAACACCGCCAACGGUCGGCCGUGGAAUCCCUCUGCCGCAAAGUCAGAUACACACUUCCUCGCCUCUGGCAGGAGCCAGUCUCACAUCCUGGAGUCCGUACAGAACGCCUGGAUGACUCAAAGUCGCCAGGCCAAGUAUGUCAGGACCGGUGGCAUCCUUGCUCUCAUCGUCCUGUUAUAUUGGUUCAUGUCCGCUGGGAGCACGCCCGUCCAAAAUGUCUAUACACCUACGACGUCUCCUACGUCGCGAUGUACAAAACCGCACGAUCCUACAAAGCCCCUGGUGCAAUACGCAAUUAUGAUAGAUGCGGGCAGUACCGGGAGCAGAAUACAUGUCUACAAAUUCAACAACUGCGGGCCUACGCCUGAGUUGGAGAAUGAGGACUUCAAGAUGACUGAGCCAAAGCCAGGCGGCUCGGGUUUGAGUUCGUUCAAGACCGACACUGAGGGCGCAGCUAAAAGCCUUGAUCCUUUGAUGGAGGUCGCGAUGAAAUCGGUCCCGGAUGAGUACAAGUCAUGCACGCCGAUCGCAGUCAAAGCGACUGCAGGCCUCCGGUUGUUGGGCGAAGACAUGAGUCUUAAGAUCCUGGAGGCUGUCAGGACCAGACUCGAGACACAAUACCCUUUCGCCGUGGUAUCUCGGGAGAAGAAUGGCGUAGAAAUCAUGAAGGGGGAGGAUGAAGGGGUGUUCGCCUGGAUCACCACCAAUUACCUCCUGGGCAAAAUUGGAGGUCCUGAUGAGAGUCCCACGGCAGCCGUGUUCGACCUAGGCGGCGGCUCUACUCAGAUCGUCUUCCAACCGACUUUUAAGAAGAGUCCACACGGAGGCAUGCCCCAGACAAUGGAGGAAGGCGAUCACAAGUACAAGCUGAAGUUCGGAGGCCGGGAGUUCGAGCUCUACCAGCAUUCCCACUUGGGCUACGGCCUAAUGUCUGCCCGAAAGGCAUUGCACCAACUCGUCCUCGACCGGAUGCACAAGCAGAAUCCUGGUUCGAGAGCUUGGCUUUCCAAACCGAUACCCAACAGCUGCAUCUUACCUGGAACACAAAAGAAGGUCACUGUUGAAAUGCCUGCGGACCAUGAACUCGCAGGUGAACACGAGGUUGUCAUGGAGGGCCCUGUCGACGCGAUCCCGGCCCAAUGUCGCGCUCUCGCAGAAGCAAUUUUGUACAAGGACAAAGCAUGCAAUUUGGCGCCCUGCUCGUUCAAUGGCGUCCACCAGCCGCCGCUCGAGAAAACGUUUGCGAGGGAAGACAUCUUUAUCUUUUCGUACUUCUACGACCGUGCCCACGAGCUUGGCAUGCCCGAGUCAUUCACCCUGCGCGAACUGCAGGAUCUCACUGCCAAGGCCUGUGGCGGCGAGAAGACUUGGGACGCCUUUGCUGGAAUAGAGGGUGCCAUUGACGGCCUCAAGGAGCGCCCCGAGACUUGCUUGGAUUUGAACUUUAUGUCUGCGCUAUUGCACACGGGAUACGAAAUGCCCAUUGACCGCGAAGUCAAGAUCGCCAAGAAAAUCAAGGGCAAUGAGCUGGGUUGGUGCCUAGGCGCCAGUCUACCUCUGCUGGAGAAGGAGAGUGGCUGGGAGUGCCGGAUCCGAGAAGUCUCGUAG